GCUCCGAGAAGGAAAAACUGGAUCCUUAAAUUAUUUUACACCCAUUUCGGAAUACGUUAUGGAAUAAUGGCUUUUCCUGACAGGACGGUGGAAUAGUGAUGUAACAUAUUGUUGUGAAUUUGGGCUGCGUUGGUCGUGUUUUCUUUCCUGGUCGCUGGAACUCGGGAACUCGGGCGCUGACAUUCCCUGUGCUUGUGCCGCAUGCAGAGGACAUGGCAACCGCACUGGGAGGCCGGAGUGUGGGUGCCCGCGCCCCGAACCCGCGCAAAGGGCGCAUUUUGGGAAUAAUCGACGCCAUCCAGGACGCGGUGGGUCCUCCGAAACAGGCCGCGGCCGAUCGCAGGGCGGUGGAAAAAACAUGGAAACUCAUGGACAAAGUGGUACGUUUCUGUCAGAACCCCAGACUCCAGCUUAAGAACAGCCCUCCGUACAUUCUGGACAUCCUUCCGGAUACCUACCAGCACCUGAGGAUGGUCCUGUGCAAGUAUGAGGAGAAUCAGAAACUCGCACAGCUCAGCGAGAACGACUACUUUAAGGUCUACAUCGACAGUCUGAUGAAAAAAUCCAAAAGAGCCAUACGCCUCUUCAAAGAGGGCAAAGAGAGGAUGUACGAAGAGCAGUCGCAGGACAGACGGAACCUCACCAAGCUCUCGCUUAUCUUCAGCCACAUGCUGGCAGAGAUCAAGGCCAUCUUUCCCGAGGGCCAGUUUCAGGGCGACACCUUCCGCAUCACCAAGGCCGACGCAGCCGAGUUCUGGAGGAGGUUCUUCAAUGAGAAGACGAUAGUGCCGUGGAAAGUUUUCCGUCAGUGCCUUCAGGAAGUGCAUCCCAUCAGCACGGGCCUCGAGGCCAUGGCUCUCAAAUCCACCAUCGACCUGACCUGCAACGACUACAUCUCUGUCUUUGAGUUUGACAUUUUCACUCGUCUCUUCCAGCCGUGGGGAUCUAUUCUGAGGAACUGGAACUUCCUGGCCGUGACCCACCCCGGCUACAUGGCUUUUCUGACCUACGAUGAGGUGAAGGCACGGCUGCAGAAGUACAUCAACAAGCCCGGCAGUUACAUCUUCCGGCUGAGCUGCACACGCCUGGGCCAGUGGGCCAUCGGUUAUGUCACCGGUGAUGGGAACAUCCUGCAGACCAUCCCCCACAACAAACCGCUCUUCCAGGCACUCAUCGAUGGCUGCCGGGAAGGCUUUUACCUGUAUCCUGAUGGACGCAGUUAUAACCCUGACCUGUCUGACCUCUGUGAGCCCACACCACAUGACCACAUUAAAGUCACACAGGAACAGUACGAGUUAUACUGUGAGAUGGGUUCUACAUUUCAGCUCUGCAAAAUCUGUGCCGAGAAUGACAAGGAUGUGAAGAUCGAGCCGUGCGGACACCUGAUGUGCACUUCCUGUCUCACGUCAUGGCAGGAAUCAGAUGGUCAGGGCUGUCCCUUCUGUCGCUGUGAGAUUAAAGGCACGGAGCCCAUCAUCGUGGACCCGUUCGACCCCAGAAACGAAGGUGCGAAAUGCUUCUUCCUGGAGCAGUUCAACUCACCCAUGCUGGAUCUGGACGACGACGAUGACCGAGACGACGCUCUGGUGAUGAGCGACCUGACCAACUUCAGGAAGUGUACGGCGCUCCAGAACUCGCCCAUAAUGUCUCCCAGCUCUUCUCCUGUCAGCCAGCGCAGGAAACCUGCAGAUCACGCCGUUGUUCAGCACUUGAACCUACCGCCUGUUCCACCUCGCCUCGACCUCAUUCAGAAGGGCGUGAUCCGCUCGCCCGCUGCCAGCCCCACCGGGUCACCAAAGGGCUCACCAGGCAUGGCCAGGAAACAGGACAAGCCACUUCCGGCACCUCCACCUCCUCAGAGAGACCCUCCACCCCCUCCUCCUCCCGAACGGCCUCCUCCAAUUCCCAUGGAGACCCGAUCCGCCUGGCUCGCUGCCUCCUCCACCACAUCAGGUCUUCCCAGGGAUCUGUCUCUGCCCCCGGAGGCCUGGAGUCCGAAAGAUCCCAGCCACCUGGUGGAAAGCAGAGGGGUGGAGCGCUCACCCAAACUGGCCCGUGUUGCCCCCGCUCACCUCAACGGGAGACCCCUGAGCUGCGGCGCCAUCGGCCAUAGACCGGACACGCACGUGGACUGCAGCAAGUCGCUCACCAACGGCCUUUUAAGCUCCGAGAGGUAUGACAUUCCCCCUCAGCGCCAUUCCCCUCCACCACCCGCCCUUACCAGCAGCAGCAACCAGAGGUUUUCAAACCCGUUCAGUGGUACGUGUCCCGAGCGAUCUCGAGUAGCUGAGAGGCCGGAGGACGAGUAUCAGAUUCCUUCAUCUCACCCUGUGUGUGUAACGCAGCCUCCCCUCUGCUUCUCUGUUCGCAUUCCUAACAGGAGUCUGGAGAACGGCCUGUCCGAUUUCAGUUCAGAAGGGAAGAAGUCGAGACCUCCUGAGCACAGUGGGUUCGACCCUGGCAUGUCAGUUUCGGGUAUGUUACCCGCCGCACAGUGCCCGCUCCAUAACAACAGGACACCUUCAGACUAUGACAUCCUCCUGCCCCCACAAGCUUUGCCAGCAGACGAUCCAUUUAACUCCUUACCUCCAUCACAGCCUCCUCCUCCUCCUCCGGUCAGACACAGCUUUCCAGACAUCACCUCCUCUCCGUCCUGUUCCAGGGCCGCCCGGCCCUCGUCGGGACACUUCCCUCUCUGCUCAGAUACUUUCCUGGAUGGUCUGAGUGGCUCCAUCCCACAGCCUCCGGUACGGAGACAGACAGGAGAUAGUAUAGCCAGACACUCACCAGAGUACGACCAGCUGCCUCCUACAUCAACGGCCGGAGAUCUGCAGGCCCCCGCCAGGCCGCCCAAGCCCUUCCCUCGCAAGACGCCCCCGGAGAUCCUGCUGCGGAGACCGCCGGAGUACUCGCAGGAGAACGUGGAUGCCAAAAUCGCCAAGCUGAUGGGCGAGGGCUACUCGUUCGAUGACGUCAAGAGGGCGCUGAUGAUCGCGCAGAACAAAGUGGACGUGGCGCGCAACAUCCUGCGGGAGUUCGCUCUCGUGACUCCCAGACUCAACCUGUAGCCGGGCGCCCGCCGUGUUCCGCCUGACUGGCGCGAAUUUCAGGAAUCCGACGGGACGUCCAGCCAGGAGCGCGAGCUGCCGCUUGAAAAUGUAGAAUCUGUGAAAAAACAACCUUGUGUUUACAGUGUUGUGCUGCAUGGUGGCGUAACGCCGCUGCUGACGCUCUCUGCUCGGUGCCACUCCGUUCAGUCUGGCAGAGAAGCCGGGUUCGAGGACUGGAAUUCACUGAAGCCAAACAGAAAUGGAUUUGAACUCUGCCCUGAAUGUUCAUGCUGCCAGGCUGCCCGCUUCUCCUGCCAGCUCUGAUGUUGCUGCUGCAAGCCUUAGUCUCACCCUCACCUGCACACACCCAGACGUUCAGAGUUCUGCUUAUUUUUGAUGUUUAUUUUUAUUACGAUCUGAUGAACGGGACCACGGCGUGUGUCUGUGUUAACAAGUUUUACUUGUCGGCUUCUUCACUCCUCUGUGUGAACUGAGAAAGACAAACUCUACAGGCUAAAGGGUAGAGCGCAUCUUUUAUAAGUUUGUAAGUGACAGACGAGGGAUUUUCAAAAAGUUUCCGCACUUUUAAAACUCUAUUAAGAAUUUCAAAUCAUCAUCACAUGAAAAUUUUCUUCCCCUUGAAGCUUCUUUGAGUGUCCAAAAAGGUGGAAAUCAGACGGCGCUAAAUCCAGACUAUAAGCAUCUCUCAGUCUCUCAGACAUGACCGAUUACUCCUCCUCCCUCCCACCCUCACCGCUUAUAACAAAAUGUAAAAGUGAGGAAACCUUUUGAAGAUCCCUCGUAUUUUAUAAACAGCAAAAAGUCCAGUCCAAGACGAACAAGAAAGCUAACUCUGGCAGUGUGAGAUUUAAAACUAUAUAUUUAAUAUUACUAAACCAUCCUUAGCUCAAAUUAUUCCACCUGACGACUCAAGAUCACGCUACACUUAUUUAACUCGAACAGCUAAAGCUUGCAAUGGAAGUGAUCAGGAAUUGGCGUAGUUUGGUGGCACAAUGCAAUUUGGGUGAUAUUCUUGGCCAACUCGUAUGUUGGUCCUGUGACUGUUCAGUUGGUUUGGGCAACAGCGUAUCACCCUGCUGUCAUCAGUUCCGUUCACAGGGCUGCUUUUAUAGCAUCACUGAUAGCGCUUCUGGAUUUGAUAUGAAAUAAAUCACCGUAACUAAGUGAAAGUAUUUCAUAACGACGUUCAGAUUAGAUGAUGUAAACACAUUUGUGUACACAGUUGUGUACUGUCUGUUCCUUCUAGGUGCCAAGAAACCCAACAACCUAACUGAACACGUUUACAAGCAAACCACAACACUCACAAACUCCAAGUAAACUAAACCCACAACUGCAGUUAUGAUGCCAGAAUUCAUUCUUAAUUUGCGAGUUAGGAGAUGGGUAGCACUGUGAGGUCCACCUGGUUCGAUUCCCAUUCAUAAAUAAAUAAAUACAUAACUCAUUUCCACAGAAAUGCUGUGUGAAGCAGGAUUUAGGAGGCCAGAAUAAUAAGGACCGAGGAACUAUUUGCACCCUCUGAUUAAAGUGUCGUUCCUUGGUGACUAACACAUACCCGGUGAAAAGCCUUGGUUCUCUGGCUCCGAGAUAAAAACACGAACGUUUAAAAUUCCGAAAGGAAGAAGCAUUCAUGACCACUCGUGUAAAGCUCCUGGCGGUUCUUUUCAAUGCCGUCGCGUGGAGGAUUACUGAAUCAGAUUAAAUACCCAGCAGUGCCACAUGCACAGAGAUGAGAGACGAGUAAGUAGGAACUGAAGUGACACUUCACCCCUCAUCUAAUGAUCCGAGCUCUUCCUCUGAGGGCCAGCGCACGCCGGACCAGGCGACUGUUCAUUUUUCCUCUUUUAUUUUGCUCCGUUUGAGUCACUAUCACAUCAGGUUUGAUUCAUUAUUACUUUGCACUAGUUUCCCCCGGCUUCUCAAAUCUUCGACCGAACACGCGCCAACGUCUGUACCGACACAAACAAGUGGCCUUCGCAGGACUGGAUUGCAGAUUGCAGAGGGUGGGACAGUUUCUGUUUGUUUUUAUUUUAUUUGUUCUACUAUUUUAUGAUCUAUUUUUUCAGUGAACGUUGCUGAUUGCAUCGCAUUCGUGGAUCAUGUAACGUGUGCAAUUUAUUUAUACUUUGGUAAAAAUGGUAAAGAAAAAAACCUUGAUUAUUUUUGAUCAGUAAUGAUGGUAACUUGAGAUCUGUUCUUGUGAAAAUGUUUUAUAAAAGCCAGUAUUAACAUU
This is a messenger RNA of Trichomycterus rosablanca, 5301 nucleotides long. RefSeq names its product Cbl proto-oncogene B, E3 ubiquitin protein ligase (gene cblb). The record is from RefSeq and is a predicted model, not a curated record. The transcript is spliced from 19 exons. Gene Ontology annotation, cellular component: plasma membrane; membrane raft. Lineage: Eukaryota; Metazoa; Chordata; Actinopteri; Siluriformes; Trichomycteridae. Gene Ontology annotation, biological process: cell surface receptor signaling pathway; negative regulation of epidermal growth factor-activated receptor activity. Gene Ontology annotation, molecular function: receptor tyrosine kinase binding; SH3 domain binding; ubiquitin protein ligase activity. The coding region runs from base 213 to 3068 and encodes 951 amino acids.